Calypte anna (Anna's hummingbird) is the source of this 2565-nucleotide messenger RNA. Its product is annotated as protocadherin alpha-8-like. Gene Ontology annotation, cellular component: plasma membrane. The record is from RefSeq and is a predicted model, not a curated record. Gene Ontology annotation, molecular function: calcium ion binding. Gene Ontology annotation, biological process: homophilic cell-cell adhesion. NCBI's taxonomy places the organism in Eukaryota, Metazoa, Chordata, Aves, Apodiformes, Trochilidae.
AUGUGGGUGUGUUGCGGUGGGGUGCUGCGGGUGUUGCUGUUGGUGCAGGCGGCGUGGUGGGUGUCGGUGGGUCAGGUGCGGUACUCGGUGUCGGAGGAAGCCAAGGUCGGGACGGUGGUGGGGCGUGUGGCGCAGGACCUGGGCCUGGAGGCGGGCGAUGCGGAGGCGCGGCGGCUGCGUCUGGUGGCGCAGGGCCGGCGGGCGAGCGUGGAGGUGAGCGGGGCGAGCGGGGAGCUGGUGGUGAGCUCGCGGCUGGACCGGGAGGAGCUGUGCGGGAAGAGCGCGCCGUGCGCCCUGCGGCUGGAGGUGCUGGUGGAGCGGCCGCUGCGCGUCUUCCACGUGGAGCUGGAGGUCACCGACAUCAACGACAACGCCCCGGUCUUCCCCGUCGCCAGAAAAAACCUCAGCAUCGUGGAAUUUAAUACUCUUCCCGGUUCCCGUUUUCCGCUGGAGGGCGCGUCGGAUGCAGAUGUCGGAUCUAACGCGCAGCUCUCCUACACGCUCAGCCCCUCCGAGCACUUCUCGUUGGAUGUACAAAAAUCCAAUGAGCGAAAUACUGUACCCGAUCUUGUAUUAACGAAAGCCCUGGACCGGGAGACGGUUCCGGUGCACCGCCUGGUGGUGACGGCGAGUGACGGGGGCCGUCCGUCUCUGACGGGCACGAUGGAGCUGGUGAUCUCGGUGCUGGACGCCAACGACAACGCGCCCCAGUUCAACCAGUCGGUGUAUAAAGUGCAGCUGCCCGAGAACGCUGCAGAGGGGACACUGGUGACGCGGGUGAACGCCACGGAUCCGGACGAGGGGAGCAACAGUGAGGUGACCUACACAGCAACCAAUUUCAUUCCGCCGAGUGGAAGAGAUGUGAUUGCCGUCAACCCGAAGACGGGGGAGAUCCGUCUGACUGGUGCCCUGGACUUUGAAGACGUCAGUUUCUUUGAUUUUCGGAUUGAAGCGAGAGACAAUGGUUGGCCCUCGCUGUCGGGUCACUGCAGUGUUGAGCUGGAAGUGUUGGACGUGAACGACAAUGCGCCCGAGGUGCGGGUGACGUCGCUGUCGGUGCCGGUGUCGGAGGAUGCGUCGGUGGGGACGGUGGUGGCCCUGCUGAGCGUGUGGGACGGUGACUCGGGGGCGAACGGUCGGGUGCGGUGCUGGGUGCGUCCGUCGUCGCCGUUCGGUCUGGUGUCGAGGUUGUCGGGGUCGUACUCGCUGGUGGUGCGUGAGGCGCUGGACCGCGAGCGGGUGUCGGAGUACGAGGUGGAGGUGUUGGCGGAGGACGGCGGGUCGCCGUCGCUGUCGGGGAGGCGCGGGGUGCGUGUGUCGGUGUCGGACGUGAACGACAACGCGCCGAGUUUCUCGCAGGCGGUGUACACGGUGCUGACGCGGGAGAACAACGCGGCGGGCGCGGAGCUGGGUCGCGUGUGGGCGCGUGACCCGGACGAGGCGGGGAACGGUCGCGUGAGGUACUCGUUGUCGGAGGCGGUGGUCGGGGGGUGGCGGUCGGCGUCGAGCUACGUGUCGGUGGACGCGGAGAGCGGUCGCGUGUGGGCGGUGCAGGCGCUGGACUACGAGGAGGUGCAGGUGCUGGAGUUCGAGGUGCGGGCGGUGGACGCGGGGGAGCCGCCGCUGAGCGGCAACGCGACGGUGCAGGUGUUCGUGGUGGACGAGAACGACAACGCGCCGUCGCUGCUGCCGCCUGCGGGCGGCGGGGCGGGUGUGGAGGCGGGCGGGGGAGCGGGUGGGGAGUCGUGGUCUGUGGAGGGUUCGUCGGGCGCGGUUCCGUCUUUGUGGGCGUGGACGUCGUGGGGUUCUCCGGCGGGGCAGGUGGUGGCGAAGGUGCGUGCGGUGGACGCGGACUCGGGGUACAACGCGUGGCUGCGGUACGAGCUGUGGGAGCCGCGGGGGAAGGUGCCGUUCCGCGUGGGUCUGUACAGCGGCGAGGUGAGGACGACGCGGGCGCUGGAGGAGGCGGACGGCCCGCGUCAGAGGCUGGUGAUCGUGGUGCGGGACCACGGGGAGCCGCCGCGCUCGGUGACGGCCACGCUGAGCGUGUCGCUGGUGGAGGGCGUGGAGGCGGCGGCGGCGGUGGCCGCGGGGUCGUCGGGUCCGCGGGCGUCGUCGGUGGCGGAGGAGGUUUCGUUGUUUUCGUCGCCGUCGUCGAGGAACGUGUGGCUGGUGGUGGCCAUCUGCGCGGUGUCGAGCCUGUUGGUGCUGGCGGUGGUGCUGUACGUGGCGUCGCGGUGGUCGGCGCGGGCGGGCGUGGUGUCGGGGCCCGGUCCGACGACGCUGGUGUGCGCCAGCGAAGUGGGGAGCUGGUCGUACUCGCAGCGGCAGAGCCGGAGCCUGUGCGUGGCGGAGGGCGCGGGCAAGAGCGAUCUGAUGGUUUUCAGCCCCAACUUCCCGCCGCCGCCCGGCGCCGCGGCGAAGGAGACGCAGCCGGAGCCGCCCGCUCUGCUGGACACGGUCAGUGGCCCUCCCUGUCCCGGCACUCGCCCUGAUUUCCGUAGCCGCCCCUUACUCCUCCUCUUUGCCCUCCUAACCCGUCCCAUGUUUCUGGGCUGGUCGUAG